Spirodela intermedia is the source of this 303-nucleotide messenger RNA. Lineage: Eukaryota; Viridiplantae; Streptophyta; Magnoliopsida; Alismatales; Araceae. The record is from the annotation of a GenBank genome assembly.
AUGGAUGCCAGGAAGGAGGGGGAGCACUCCGCCUGGGACUGCGGCAGCCCGCUGUACGAUGCCUGCGAGUUGGCCUCGCUGGCUCAACUCCUCGACCGGCACCUCCUCUUCAUCCCCGCCUCCGGCGGGCCUACCGCCGGCGCCGCCACAGCGGCGGAACGAGGUGAGCAGAGGAAGAAGAGCGUGAGCAUGAAGACGGGGACCAGGCGGCAGGGGGGGUAUCUGCUGACGGCUGUCUCUUUCUGGAGGAAGCGAUGGCCCCGUUCGUCUCGUGCCGAGGAGACCACGGCGAGGAAGAAAUAA